Molecule: messenger RNA, 638 nt
Organism: Rubroshorea leprosula
Lineage: Eukaryota; Viridiplantae; Streptophyta; Magnoliopsida; Malvales; Dipterocarpaceae
Source: the annotation of a GenBank genome assembly
AUCUUGACGGCUCUCGAAGAAAAGCUUUCCCGGAGAAGGAAGAGAAACAGUUUUCUCUCUUCACAAAAUUUCGGCCGGAAAUUGUCGAAGGAAUUGUUUUCCGCAGUAGCGUCGAGUUUCUGAUCUCCGAGUUCAAUCUGAAAAAACAAUGGCUCGCUCUUUCUCCAACGCUAAGCUUCUCUCUGCUGUUGUCUUCGAUGGAAUCUCAAACGCUAUCUACAGACGAGGAUAUGCGGCUGCAUCAUCACAAGGAGUUGUCUCGAGGGCGGCGAGAGGUGAAGCAGCAAGAAGCGGCGCGGUGGUGAAGAAAACAGGGGAGGCGUCAACAGAGAAGGUGUCGUGGGUACCAGAUCCAGUCACCGGAUGCUACAGACCGGCGAACACCGCUAACGAAAUCGAUGUUGCCGAAUUACGCGCCAUGCUUUUGAAGAAACACUGAAUAAUAAUUUACGCAUAAAAUUGAAAUCAACCAUCCUUAUAUAUGCUCUUCUAUAACAGGGAUAGGAAUUCAGUGGUUCUGGAGCUGUCCUGUGCAUUUCCUGAAGGAAUUAAAGUUUUACAUAAUUUAAAUUAGAUGAAAGGAUUUCAUAGCUUCUGCUUCUCUGUCGUUUAACCUCUGCAGAGGGGACAAGCUAUAU